Messenger RNA from Lottia gigantea (owl limpet), 1458 nucleotides. RefSeq lists its product as hypothetical. The record is from RefSeq and is a predicted model, not a curated record. Gene Ontology annotation, biological process: intracellular signal transduction; protein phosphorylation. Bases 1 to 1458 code for a protein of 485 amino acids. NCBI's taxonomy places the organism in Eukaryota, Metazoa, Mollusca, Gastropoda, Lottiidae. The transcript has 13 exons. Gene Ontology annotation, molecular function: protein serine/threonine kinase activity; ATP binding. Gene Ontology annotation, cellular component: nucleus.
AUGACCUCAGUAACACCAUUUGUAGAGGGGUGGGAUUUGGUGCAGACUCUGGGUGAAGGAGCUUAUGGAGAAGUGAAAUUAGUGGUAGAAAGAGAGACACAAGAAGCCGUAGCUGUUAAAAUAGUAAAUUUGAAUAAAUACCCCAAUAUAGCAGAGAGUGUUAAAAAAGAGAUCUGUAUUCAUCGUAUGUUAAAUCAUCCAUCAGUCAUUAAAUUUUAUGGAUCACGUUUAGAGAACGAUGCUCAUUAUAUUUUUCUAGAAUAUGCCAGUGGUGGAGAGUUGUUUGAUAGAAUUGAGCCUGAUGUUGGAAUGAGUCAACUUGAUGCUAAUAGAUAUUUUAAACAGCUGAUAGCUGGAGUGGAGUAUUUACACUCAAGGGGAGUAACUCACAGAGAUCUGAAACCUGAAAAUCUUCUACUGGAUGAUAAUGAUAACUUAUUGAUAUCAGAUUUAGGUUUUGCGACAGUAUUUAGAUUUAAAGGCUCAGAAAGAUUAUUAGAGACAUGUUGUGGUACAGUACCGUAUAUAGCACCUGAAGUUUUAAGUAAGAAACCAUACCAUGCUGAACCAUCAGAUGUUUGGUCUUGUGCUAUUAUAUUAGUUGCUCUGCUGGCUGGAGAACUACCAUGGGAUCAACCCACAUAUGAUUGUAAAGAAUAUUGUGAUUGGAAAGAUUGUAAAAUAACACAAUCACCUUGGUGCAAAAUAGAUAACCUAGCUCUUUCAUUGUUAAGAAAAGUAUUAUUAGAAAAUUAUAAAAAACGUUAUACAUUAGAACAAAUAAAAAAACAUCAGUGGUUCAAUAAAACAUUCCACAAGAAAAAAGAAAGGCUGAUUUAUGAAAUAUUCAUUUGCAGGAACAAUGUCUCCUGUUCACAACCAGAACCCAGAAGAAUGGAGACUGAUAGUCAACCAGAACCUAGAACUGACACCAAGACAAGUAAAGAUAUAGCUGAUAUCAUGAUUAGUUUCUCUCAACCAAUCAAAACAGACAAUAUGUUACUAGGAAGUCAGUUUCAAGGCACCCCAGGAGCUUCACAGACACCCAUGCAGAAACUCGUAAGAAGAAUGACAAGAUUUUUUGUGAAAACCAAUCAUGAAGAAACUAUUGAAGAACUAAAUAAAACAUUCGAAAGCCUCAAUUUUGAAAAAUGGAGGAAAAAUGGUGCUAAUAAUGUAAGUUGCAUAAUAUUCACAGAUCCUGGUCAUUACAAUCAAAAACUUUAUUUUCAGUUAACUGUAGAAACAACAGAUAAACGAGGUGCUAAGUUAGUCUUUAAAACAACUCUAAUAGAUAUGGGAGAAAAUCUUUUGGUGGACUUCAGACUCUCAAAGGGAGAUGGUCUGCAAUUUAAAAGAUUAUUUGUGAAAUUGAGAGAAAAAAUGAAGCCAGUUGUGAGUAAAGUUCCUCCAAUGUGGCCACUAUACCCUAAACCAACAUCUACAGAGCCUUCUUAA